AUGUAUCGAUUUCUAUUUUUCUGUGCGAUAUUAUGUGGCGUGACCGAUGCGAACAAAGUGGAACAAGUUCAUCUGAGUUUGAGUGGGAAGAUGGAUGAGAUGGUGGUGACUUGGUUGACACAGGGACCAUUACCCAACGUGACGCCAUACGUGACAUACGGUCUCUCCAAAGACUCACUUCGAUGGACUGCAAAAGCCACGACGACUUCAUGGAAAGAUCAAGGAUCCCACGGAUAUAUCAGAUAUACUCACAGAGCAACGAUGACUAAAAUGGUAGCUGGCGAUGUUUAUUACUACAAAGUGGGCAGCUCUCAAGACAUGUCCGACGUGUACCACUUCAAACAACCCGACCCUUCCAAAGAGCUUCGUGUUGCUAUCUUUGGUGACUUGAGUGUCUAUAAAGGGAUGCCAACAAUAAAUCAACUAAUUGAUGCUACUCAUAAUGACCAUUUCGAUGUAAUCAUUCACAUCGGGGAUAUCGCGUAUGAUCUACAUGAUGAUGAAGGAGAUCGUGGGGAUGCUUAUAUGAAGGCGAUCCAACCAUUCGCAGCGUAUGUUCCCUAUAUGGUGUUCGCAGGGAAUCAUGAGUCGGACACUCACUUCAAUCAAAUAGUCAAUCGGUUCACUAUGCCAAAGAAUGGAGUUUAUGACAAUAAUCUCUUCUGGAGCUUUGACUAUGGAUUCGUUCACUUCGUCGGAUUGAAUUCCGAGUAUUACGCCGAGAAAAUGACAAAGGAAGCGAAUGCUCAAUACAAGUGGUUGCAAGAGGAUCUAUCGAAAAAUAAGCUGAAAUGGACAAUAGUAAUGUUCCAUAGACCAUGGUACUGUUCUACUAGGUCAUCUGGUGGAUGUGAUGACCCUACUGAUAUGCUUUCAAGAAAGGGAACCACUGACUUGCCGGGAUUGGAGAAGUUGUUGAAGGAUUAUAAAGUGGAUAUGGUGCUCUAUGGACAUAAGCAUACGUAUGAGAGAAUGUGGCCGAUUUAUGAUAAAGUUGGAUAUAAAUCGGGAGACGCUGGACAUAUCAAAAAUGCAAAGGCACCGGUGUAUAUUCUGACUGGAUCAGCGGGCUGUCACACGCAUGAAGGACCGUCCGACACGACACCCCAAUCGUUCUCAGCAAGCCGUCUCGGCCAAUAUGGAUAUACUCGUCUGAAAGUGUACAACUCUACGCAUAUCAGCACGUAUUUUGUGGAUACCGAUGACAAAGUUGGGAAUUUUUUGGAUCGGUUCUAUUUGGAGAAGGAUUGA
Molecule: messenger RNA, 1251 nt
Organism: Caenorhabditis remanei
Lineage: Eukaryota; Metazoa; Nematoda; Chromadorea; Rhabditida; Rhabditidae
Exons: 4
Coding region: 1-1251 (416 amino acids)
Molecular function (GO): acid phosphatase activity; metal ion binding
Source: RefSeq, a predicted model, not a curated record